Messenger RNA from Yamadazyma tenuis ATCC 10573, 2851 nucleotides. It is a transcript of the gene DDC1, whose product is annotated as Ddc1p. NCBI's taxonomy places the organism in Eukaryota, Fungi, Ascomycota, Pichiomycetes, Serinales, Debaryomycetaceae. The record is from RefSeq and is a predicted model, not a curated record. Gene Ontology annotation, biological process: DNA repair; cellular response to ionizing radiation; mitotic intra-S DNA damage checkpoint signaling. Gene Ontology annotation, cellular component: checkpoint clamp complex.
UGAGGUUAACUUUGUUUAUAUAUAUAUACAUAUUAUCACACCAAAGAAUAGCUAUGCAUUAAACAUGUAUAUUUCGUUGAAUUCCUAUGCUGCAUUUUUCAACUACUUAUAAUUGAGAGCUCCUCUCACCCCUUCAAACACAGAACAAAUUAAACACAAGCUUUGGAACCUCAACCUUUGAAUUGGUAUUUUCACUGGCAUUUCAUUCUUACCGGGUUCUAGUCUCAGGAAGUUUCAAAUCGAACAAGCGACGCCAAUAUUUCGGCACUGACUCUUACGCUAUCGAUAAACCUCACAUCCGGAAACGUCUUUGCGAGCUUAGAAUCAAGACCCACCAUACCAGCACAUCCCAACAAUACACAGUUUACUUGGGGCUCCUCAUCCAAGUAAAGCUGGACCUUUUUCACAAUUUCCCCAUACACUACGGGGUUAUUUAAAUUCACGACAUUAAUAUCAAAACUUUUGGUUCUAGCCAUAGACUGGGGAAACGAAUGUGAUUUGAAAAACUUUAGGAUGGACUUGUCAAGAGUAUUGUUCCAGCUACUGGUACUUGUGAGAAUCAUCAGUUUGGAGAAUCGGGGAUUCAGCACCGAAUAGAUCAAUGAUCCAAGCAUAAUUCCUAAAAUUGGCUUGUUUGUGCUUUGGGUCAAACUAUAAACCAACGGAUGGUCGGAGUAACAACACACCAAGUACCCGUCAUAGUCAAGUAAUUUACGCUUAAUCAAAUCCGGGUAUACCACCGCUUCAGACACUUCACCAGCGUGUUCACCAUCGAUUUCCGAUGGGGCGGCUGCUGGUGCGGUGUAAAAAUCGUAUUGAAUCCCCGGGACCUGUGGGAGAAGGUCUCUCAUAUCAUUUGUAACUUUUUCACUGGAGUUGGGGUUAAUUACCAACAACUUAUACAUAUGGGAGGGCUCUAGUAGUAAGUAGAAUUGUUUAAAUCCCUAUUUUGCUCCUUCAAGCCCUCCAUCGCCAGGGGCGACGCGCAAAACUGUUAACGAGAGUCAAAUUGUACCAACGAGAGUCACAUUUCCAUCCACAUCUAUCAUCUUCAACCAUCGAUUCAAGGGCUUUACUUUGCACUCCGAAUGUCGUUUGUUGCUCAUUUAGCACAAGAAAGGCAUCUACUUCUAUGGGCUAAGUCUGUCUUGGCUCUAACUUUGGUUAGUGACGAUAUCAAGUUUGUGAUCAGUGAAAAGUCCAUUACCAUCUCAGCAGUAAAUUCAACUAAUACCAGUGAUGGAGACAUCUCGUUUGAAAGGGACUUCUUUGACGAGUAUCACGUAUCUUUUGAUGGUACAAUUUCGCAUGGAUUCGAUAUAGAAGAUGCCACAUACCUGUUUAUUGUCAGUUCCAACCACUUAUCAAUCCUUUUCAAAACUUUGGAUACGGACAGCUUGAUAAAACUACGUGUCAACUUUGACAAUGAAUUCCGUAUGCUCAUUGACAUCACCAGAAAGCUCAUUGUAAAGAAGUAUCAAAUCGGUUAUCAGCCAGUGAAAAACCAACACGAUCCCGUAUGGAAAUAUUAUGUGUCAGAACACCAGCGCCAGCAAAAUAUUUUACCAACUUGCCAUGAUUCGGACAUAAAGUACAUUAGAAUUGACCACAAGAUAUUGAAGGAGUUUGUUGACUUGGUUCCACAACAAACUGAAGAAUUCAAGAUCGAAGUCAAGAGCAACAAGAUCAGUUUCAACGGCUUUACCAAAAUGAUUUUGAAAGAUAACCAAUAUCUCAAACAGCCAAUGUCAAUCACCAUUUCACUCAACUUGUACGAACUUGCUGAUACCAACAUGCCACCAGAGUUUAACCAGAGGAUUAAUUUUAAAUUGAAGUUCUUCAAGAUUUUCAUAAAUCUUAUUAGCUUUAUCCUGCUCCAUAAGCUUGAUCAAAGCGAGGAAUUCGAAAUCUACUUCAAGGCUCCUGGGGACCCUGUUUUAUUUACCUUGAGAAGUACUCGCCAUGUAUGUGUGCACUUUGUUCAACUCACAAAUGAUGAAGCCGGUCAAACCGAGAACCUAAUCACCCAAAACCCAAUCAUGAAAAGUUAUAAGCUUGAGGAAGUAGGUAGGAACUCCCUGAAAUAUGCCACAGGAGCUUUGACCCAUCUGACUAGUCGCUCAACUAUUUCAAGGCCAAAUUUACUAAAUCCGGCAAAAGAAUUAACCGGUGAUAACGGCUCAUACUCCGAUCUUGAGCCUGAAGUCGACCAAUUCAAUGUAAACUUCGAUGAUGAGUCGGAGGUGGAGCUAGGAGCCACUCAACAUGAUGAGGUCCGUUCCAUAUUUGAUUGAGCAAAACUAACGAAAUAAUGAUGCCCAUGACCUUUCUUGUAAAUAUUGAAUAAAUUAAUACUUAAGUACUAUAUUUUGUCAUAGUUAUAUAGAGUGUCGUACGUUCUAAAGAUUCCUGUUCAAGCAACCUUUGGAGACACAUCUUCCAAUUUCUUGUCUUCGCUAAAGUAAUGAUGAUUAGCCCAUCUAAAUCCUUGGGCCAAUUGAGCAACUUCAUUUACAGCAUGGCAUCCGAACAACAAGUAGUUCUUUGGUGACACAGCCAUUGAGUAUCUCAUGAAUGCUAUGGAAUACACGAUCAAUGAACCUGUCAUUGGGCCGGAAAUCAAAUCGGGAUCUUUCUUCAAAUCUAACAACGCAGCUACUGGAACACCAAAGUUUGACACUGGUCCCCAGAAAUGCGUGGUAAACAAGUAUCUGAAUGUUUGUUUGCUGAAUACCUGAUCGGCGAAUUUCUUGAAAGUGGACAUUUUAAUGUAAUAUGAUCUGUAUUUCAAAGUAUUGGGAUGAUUAGCUUCACUCGGUUACUAUUGUUCCGAUACUGGAUUUUUUGGAUU